This is a messenger RNA of Cydia pomonella (codling moth), 1179 nucleotides long. RefSeq names its product N(6)-adenine-specific methyltransferase METTL4 (gene Mettl4). NCBI's taxonomy places the organism in Eukaryota, Metazoa, Arthropoda, Insecta, Lepidoptera, Tortricidae. The coding region runs from base 131 to 1159 and encodes 342 amino acids. Gene Ontology annotation, cellular component: nucleus; RNA N6-methyladenosine methyltransferase complex. The record is from RefSeq and is a predicted model, not a curated record. The transcript is spliced from 6 exons. Gene Ontology annotation, molecular function: methyltransferase activity; nucleic acid binding.
UGGAGCCAUAACAUAACACGAAAAUUGAUUGAUUGAAGUAAUCUAAGAUAUUAUCUUGAUUUGUUGUUCAAUUUCUUAUUUUUCUUAAUAGCCCGAAGUGGAAGUUACGAAUUUAAGCACUCGUAAAAUAAUGAGCGUUCUAUACCAAAAUAACUGUAAUAUAUUAAUAGAUCACAGUAAAUACAUUAAUAAGAUUUAUAGUAAGGUUUCUUCCACUGAUGAAAGUUAUGCUUACGAAAUUAACCCGUGUUUGUUUACUAUAAUUAUUGAGAAAGAACUACCUAAUAAAAAAAGAAAACUACAAAAUCAAGUUUUAAAUGAAGAAUCUUCAAGAGUGAAAGAUAUGUAUGAACAAUUUUUAAAUAAGCUACCACCAAAACUAAACCAUUUUCCUGCAGCGAAAAGCAGUUCAAGUGAGGUGCGGGAUCUAGCACAAAAGCUAUUUGAGGCGACUGUGUUUGAACAUAAAGGCAUUAAUGGUGGAAACAACUCUGAUUCCGCACUUAUAUGUUCAGUUAAGGAUAACCAAUACCUUAUACCGCCUAAUUGUAGAUUCUAUUGUGGAUCUGUAAAGGAGCAAUGUGAAAAACUGAAUGGCAAUAAUUUUGACAUAGUGGUAGCAGAUCCCCCCUGGUGGAACAAGUACAUAAGGAGGCUGAAGCAUGCUAAUGACAAGCUCAGUUACUCCAUGAUGUAUAAUGAAGACAUUGCCUCCAUACCCAUGAGGAACCUACUAUCUUCAAACUGUCUUGUUGCCAUGUGGUGCACAAAUGCACCAAGUAACAUUGCUGCAGUUAAAGAGUUGAUAUUCCCUCAAUGGGGUGUGGAGUACUUGACUACUUGGUACUGGUUGAAGGUCACUACUGAUAUGGAGCCGCUAUGCGACUUCAGCACUGGAUGCAAGAAGCAACCUUAUGAGAGAAUAAUUUUAGGGAAAGUUGGAGAGAUCACGGUGCCAGAGGACCAGUUAAUCGUUAGCGUUCCGAGCGCUUUGCAUUCGCACAAACCUCCGUUAUUAGAACUUCUAUCGCCGCACGUAAAAACAAGCAAACCUCAAACACUGGAGUUAUUCGCGAGGUACCUUCUACCAAACACGACCAGCGUAGGCUUCGAACCGCUUAAAUGGCAGCAUGUCUCACUGUAUGAAAAAGUUAGUUGAUGAAUAAAAGUAAAAGGUAA